UAUAUAGCUUAUUUAACCUCCGCCUCUGAUUUGAUUUAUCUACAUUCCGGAAAUACACUCAAACCGAUGGAAGAAUCAUCGAAACGACCCGGCCCGAUCCACAAACGGCGGGAAUCUCCGGCAACUAUAUUCUCAUUCCCGAGACUCCUUCUCUGGUUCGAUCAGUCGAGCCGCCUUAAAACUCUGAUCUCUUGGUCCCUCUUCUUCCUCCUCGCCGUCAUCGUUCCAAUGAUCUCACACUUCGUGCUAAUCUGCUCCGAUUGCGAUUUCAAACUACAUCGUCCCUAUGACGCAUUGGUGCAGCUCUCUCUAUCGAUCUUCGCCGGAAUCUCGUUCGUCAGCCUCUCGGCUUGGUCUAAGAGAUACGGCAUCCGAAAGUUCUUAUUCCUCCAUAAACUCAAAGACGUCAGCGAUAAAGUUAGAGUCGGGUACGAAGCAGAAAUCCAGAGAUCAAUGAAACCACUGGCUAUCUUCGUCCUCCCAUCACUUGCACUUCAAGCAACCUACCGUGUCUGGUGGUACGCUUCAGGCUCAGACCAGAUACCUUACUUUAUCAACCCAACGCUGAGCCACGUGUUAGCAUGCACGCUCCAGCUCUCUUCUUGGCUCUACCGUACAUCGCUCUUCAUCAUCGCUUGUCUCGUCUACCAAGUCGUCUGCCACCUCCAGAUCCUUCGUCUCGAUGAAUUCGCUCGCUGCUUCUCCUCCGAGAUUACUGACUUUAGUGCCACGCUCGCUGAGCAUUUGAAGAUCCACCGUGAACUGAAGAUUGUUAGUCACCGUUUCAGACGGUUCUUAGUACUGUCGUUGUUUUUCGUCACUGCCACUCAGUUCAUGGCGUUGCUUACCACCAUAAGAGCCAGUGUUCCCUUUCAUAUAUACGAAGUUGGCGAACUCGCGUUAUGCUCCAUAAGUUUGGUGUCGGGGCUUUUCAUAUGCUUGAAAAGCGCAACACAGAUGACUCACAAAGCUCAAUCCGUAACCAGCAUCGCCACUAAAUGGAACGUUUGCGCCUCUCUAGACACGUUUGAUGAUCUUGACAGUGGAGAUACUCCUAAAUAUCCAACAUCCAGACAACAUUUCCAGAUUUUGUCGCGCCGUCGUGAUGUUACUCGAUCAUCUGAUGAUGAUGAGGAUGGAGAAGUAGAUAGUGAUCUUGACAAUACCACGAUACAUCCAAUCUAUGCCCGCGCCAUUUCUUUCCAGAAACGUCAAGCUCUAGUGACAUAUCUAGAGAACAACAAAGCCGGGAUCACGGUUUACGGAUUCUUGGUGGAUAAAACAUGGCUUCGGAUGAUCUUUAGCAUUGAGCUUGCUCUUCUUCUAUGGCUUCUCAAAAAGACAAUCGUGAACAUAACAUGAAAACAAAACCCGUGUCUUUGUUUCUCUCACAACGCACGACAUAAUUAGUGUCAGAGAUGAUUUUUCCACAAUGGCGAGUAUCACAGUAUUAUUUUGUAGAUCGUCUGUUGGUGGAAAUUUUAUGUAUGUUUAUCAUUGUUUGAUCUUCUGUGAGUUAUAUAUGUGUUUGCAUCCAGCUCAGGUGUUGUUAAAAAAAAAAAAAAAAAAAAUGUUGUGUAAAACUGAUAUUCUUUUUAUAUGUUUGGUCAUAUAAUGAUGAAUUUUUGGGUGAA
Messenger RNA from Brassica oleracea var. oleracea, 1634 nucleotides. RefSeq lists its product as uncharacterized. Bases 67 to 1362 code for a protein of 431 amino acids. The transcript is spliced from 5 exons. Lineage: Eukaryota; Viridiplantae; Streptophyta; Magnoliopsida; Brassicales; Brassicaceae. The record is from RefSeq and is a predicted model, not a curated record.